ACAUUUUCAUUUUCCCACUCUUUUCGUCCAAAACCAAAACAGUACACAUAAUGCUAUUAAUUAUCAUCUCUUUCCUUCUUUCUUUCUUCUUUAAUUUUCUUUUGCUGCAACUGCUAGGGUUUUAAACUCAAAAUCCCAAAAUCAAAACUCAAAGCUCACUCUUCACUCAAUCAAAGCUAAAGCUCCAAUCUCACUCGUCACUCACUCACUCACGGCUCAAGGAGGGAGGCUCACGACUCUCACUCUCUUCUCUAGUCUCUCCAUUUUCCAUUAAAGUCCCAAACUCUCUUCUCUUCAAGCAUCAUCUGAGAAUGAAAGAUUGAAGGCGUUUCUUUACAAGACAGAGACAAGACUGGUAUUGUUUCAGGUGCUUUUGUAACAGAUCUGAUUAAAUUUUGAAUUGGUUUGUGUUGGAUUGGCUUGCAUUACUACUCCUCCAAGUCCAACAGCAACAGGUUUAUGUUUCAGGGUGUUUACAGGAAUCUAAUGGGUUCGAAAGCUGAAAUUCUUGAAGAGAAGCUGACAUCUUUGCUUGGUCAGCUUCAAACAGAGUGUGGCAUUCUUGAAAGAAUGGUCUACAAAAACAAGAACCAGCAUAGGCGUUGCUCUUAUUUCCAAUACUUACUCAAGGUAAGGAGAGAUUUGAGAGUUCUACAGUCAGUUAAGUUGGGAGAAAUUCUGAGUUCUUGCUUCCAAGCUAUCACAGGGAAGAGGCCUAAACGAAAGAUUCAUCUAUUAGAAAGUUUGAAGAGAGGAAAAUUUGAAGUUGAAAACUAUCAUUUUAUGGAGCGUCUGUUAGGAGCUGCUCGCCUUCUGUCUCAGAUGGUUGAGCCAAUGCUGAAGGCAGCUGUUGAGAUAUCUGUCUUGCUCGCUCAAUCGUUCUUCAUGGGAUUUUGUUUGACGAUUUUGGCUUUGCUUGCACGAAUUCGAGUUUUGGCUCAACAGAUAUUACUUGAUGUUGUUUCAGUAUUCAAUACGGUUUCUUCUCUCUCAAGAAAGAAGCAUUCUGUAAAAAUAACUGAAGAUGGACUUGAGGUUUUCAGGGAGGUUUUCCCAACAAAAGAGGAAUUUCUUACUUUGGAAUGUGUGUGGGAAUCAGAUAAAUUCAUAUUAGUUGAACGGAUGCAAAAGAGUAAUAUUGCAACUCAUGAAGUAUUAGAACAAAGUUCUUCACAUCCAUCAUCUGUACAGUAUAAAAGUAUUGAUUCUUUUCUUGGAGAAGGUGAGCUUCCUUCCAAGGGAGUGGAUGAAGAAUGCACAAUCGAAAAAAAUCCAACUCGUGUUAGUGAGAAUACAGCUGAUAUGCUUCCAAGCCCUUCCAUUAGAGACGAGAAGGAGAGGCUAGGUGAAGAUUGUCCAAAGGUAGGAGAAGAUGCAUCAAGCAUUGCAGAUAGGGAUAGCCCUGGCAAUAAAGUCCAUCAAGGUGACUUGCUUUCAUGCUCAAGUUUUUCUUCCAAUACUUUGAAACCGAAGCCUAUGUCAAGAAAAGUGGCUUUUGUAGCGGUUAAAAAUCCAGUUCCAUUGACAACAAAUGCAACGGGAACUGAUUUUAAGGGAGCUGAAAGCAAGAGUGGUGACAAGGAAGACUCGUUUUUCAGCUUACUAACUGGUGGAGAUGCUAAAGAUAGUCUGUUUUGAUAUCUCUUCAAUAUUUGCUUUAUUCCUUUGCUGCUUGAUCUAGUGAAUUUUAAGAAAAAUCUUUUAUUUUCUUAUUAUUAGAUCAAUUUUAAGCCAUUGGAAUAUGAACAAUGCUAACAUAUUCUUAGAUUCUACAAAAUUUAUUAUUAUAAUUACCCAAUUCAAAAUGAUAGUGUUUUGAAAAUAUUUGUGGAGAUUCUGGAGAAA
Cannabis sativa is the source of this 1845-nucleotide messenger RNA. RefSeq lists its product as uncharacterized. Lineage: Eukaryota; Viridiplantae; Streptophyta; Magnoliopsida; Rosales; Cannabaceae. The transcript has 10 exons. The record is from RefSeq and is a predicted model, not a curated record. The coding region runs from base 460 to 1638 and encodes 392 amino acids.